CAACCCAACGGGGCUUGGAGCAGUGGAGAGUCUGAGGGUUAGUAUGUAGCUAAAAGUAGGGGGAGAAGGAAGAGAAAAGAUGAGACAUGGAAUUUGGUGGAUACCGGGAUGCUACAGUACAUCAUGGAUGGGAGGGUCUUGGUUUGGGCCGUUGUAAGCUUCUUUUUUUGGUGUACAUGGAUGGGAACGAGAACGAUCUGGCCUCGAAUCUGGCCUUUUUUCUUUUUGAGGAUUGUAGAUUUAAGCGAGCUGGAUGUAGCUGGGCAGGGCUGGGAAUGGAAUCCUACGAGGGUUUGCGAUUGGCGAUGGAGAGCUGGGUUUGUGCUUCAUGUGAGCGAGAUGCAGUGCUGGUCUAACGCCAAGUCAUACAGGAUGUGAAGCUGCCAUUGAGGGACUGGGACAAGUCAUAGCCGUAGAAGCAAGAACCAGAAUAUGCUCUGUGCCGUGAUGUGCUGUG
This is a messenger RNA of Trichoderma harzianum CBS 226.95, 457 nucleotides long. RefSeq lists its product as hypothetical. The transcript has a single exon. Bases 109 to 378 code for a protein of 89 amino acids. The record is from RefSeq and is a predicted model, not a curated record. NCBI's taxonomy places the organism in Eukaryota, Fungi, Ascomycota, Sordariomycetes, Hypocreales, Hypocreaceae.